Molecule: messenger RNA, 675 nt
Organism: Sclerotinia sclerotiorum 1980 UF-70
Lineage: Eukaryota; Fungi; Ascomycota; Leotiomycetes; Helotiales; Sclerotiniaceae
Exons: 4
Coding region: 1-675 (224 amino acids)
Source: RefSeq, a predicted model, not a curated record
AUGCCUGCAGCCAUCAUUCGAGAAACCAUGGUCCAAGACCUUCUCAAUUUCAUCCGCGAAGUCAUCCCCAUAAUCCACGAAGCCAGCACGGAACUCCUCGAACUAAUCCUCGAAAACAACCCUAGCACCUCCAGCGUCGCAACAUCUCACCGCCGCUGGAUACACAUAAACCUCAUGCGACAACUCCUCCCACUAGAAGAAGAAGAGCGCCAAGAAUGGUUAAUCGACCUAUUCAGCGGUAGACAAAACACCGUCGAGUAUUUUGCUGAAUCAAUGCUUUUAAAUGGAGUCUGGACCGAAUCCGAAGACGAAAAUGGUUUUCUCAUAUACAACAUGCAUCGACUCAAAGAGAUAAAUUUCCGCAACUGGCUUCUCCGACCCGAAAUCCAAGAAAUAUACAACAACGAAGUCCUAGACCUUCUUCCCCACAUUCCUAAACCCAGUAUCGAGGGUUCAGAUUACAUAGCCAAGAGAGGAUCUAAAUCAAGAUAUAAAAUCGUAUUCCCAGAUUGGAAACAAGAGAUCAUUAGUUUGAAGAAAGAACUCGCGCUUUCGCAAUCACGGGUUCAGGAGUUGAGGGAGAAGUUACGGAGGGCUAAUCGUGUUAUAGCGUCCCAGGUUAGUGUGAUUGAGUAUAGGGAUAAACAGUUGAGGGGUGCGGGUGAAGAGGUGUAG